AAUCUUCUUACAGAGUUACCUAUCUAUACUUUCGAUCAGAAACACGUAUUGCACAUGCACAUUAUACAUAUGCAUGUAUAUUUGUACGUUCGAACAGUGAACAACAAAUAACAAUGUCGACGAUGGAAGGUUCACUUAGCAAAUGGACAAAUGUCGUUAACGGAUGGCAAUAUCGAUGGUUCGUUUUAGAUGAUAAUGCCGGGCUUUUGUCAUAUUACACGAGUAAGGAAAAAAUGAUGAGAGGAGCACGUAGAGGAUGCGUCCGUUUAAGAGGUGCUAUUAUCGGUAUAGAUGAUGAAGAUGACAGCACAUUUACAAUUACCACCUCAUCGUAUAAAGAUGAUCCUAAAACAUUUCAUUUUCAAACACGAAAUGCAGAGGAACGAGAACGUUGGAUUCGUGCAUUGGAAGAUACUAUAUUACGUCAUUCGCAUGCUAGAUGGGAUCCUAAAAAAUCACCACCUAAGCAAGAUUUUGAUCGCAAAGUAGCCGAAGCCGAUGCUUAUCUUCAAUUAUUAAUUGAACAAAUAAAAUUAAUUGAAACAAAACAGAGAACCACUGCUGAAGAAGAUGAAGAGAAGCAGCAAAAGUAUGCUGCGGUUUUAACACAAGCCAAUGCAAUGCUUAAUUGUGUUAAGCAUACAAUUGUUCAAUUGCAAAUUGCAAAGAAUACAGCGAUACCUGUAAAUGGUAUAUAUAGGGGACCCACUGACUCAAUACAUGUUUCGUCUUCCUUAUCUCAUGUUGCUGCUAGCGAAGAAGAGGCAUCGGUACAAACUGGAAUCGAAAUAGGUUCUGAGCAUGUAGAACCAAGAAUACCUGCAUUGUCAAAUGCUGUUGUAGAUAGAGAUCUUCCAGUACCGCAAUUUUCUUACUCGUCUUCGGACGAAGAUGAGGACUACUAUGAUGCAGCAGACGAGAUAUCGCCUCCUGCAAUACAAAAUCAUAUCACCGUUAGACGACGAGAUGGCGAAUGGUCGCAGGCACAUGUUGAUGCCAGUUCGAUCGAAAAUCGAAAGCAACCUCCAUUACCACCUACAAAAGGUGAUGGAUCAGUUGAUUACGAUGCUCUAUACGAGGAGGAGAGUGAAACAGAAAUGGAUUCUAUGGAAUCUCAUGGAUCUGUUGUAACUCAUCUUCUAUCUCAAGUGAAGAUUGGUAUGGAUUUGACAAAAGUAGCAUUACCUACAUUUAUUUUAGAGCGCAGGUCGCUUCUUGAAAUGUAUGCAGAUUACUUUACUCAUCCAGACCAGUUUGUAAGCAUAGCAGAUAUGACCACACCAAAAGAUAGAAUGGUUCAAGUAGUUCGUUGGUACUUAUGUAGUUUCCAUGCAGGUCGCAAAUCAGGGGUAGCUAAAAAACCAUAUAAUCCAAUAUUAGGUGAAAUUUUUAGAUGUCAUUGGGAUAUUCCCACUGAUAGUGUAGAUAGUUCAAUUGAUUCAAAAGUAGUUGUCGAAGGACCCGUACCUUGGUGUAAAGAAAAUCAACUUUCGUUUAUCGCAGAACAAGUAUCUCAUCACCCUCCAAUAAGUGCGUUUUAUGCUGAACAUUAUGCAAAAAAAAUUAGUUUUGGAGCACAUGUAUGGACAAAGAGUAAAUUUCUUGGAUUAAGUAUAGGAGUGCAUAAUGUAGGGAAAGGUUGGGUAAAUGUAUUACAACAUGGAGAAGAAUACGUUCUAACUUUUCCUAAUGGUUAUGGUAGAUCUAUUCUUACUGUACCAUGGAUAGAAUUAGGAGGAACUGCAGUUAUACAUUGUACACAAACUGGCUUCCAUGCUACAGUAGAGUUUUUAACAAAACCGUUUUACGGUGGUAAACGUAACCGAAUUACAUGUCAGAUUACUCAACCAGGAGAGAAGAAACCAUUUCUUACUAUAACCGGAGAGUGGAGCGGUGCUAUGGAAGCAAAAUGGGCUGAUGGAAGAAUUGAAACAUUUGCGGAUGUAAAAGAACUUCAAACUCAAAGAAAAUUAGUAAAACCAGUAUGUGAACAAGAAGAACAUGAAUCGCGAAAAGUUUGGCGGGAUGUAACCGUUGGAUUAAGGAUUAAUGAUAUGGAAAAAGCUACAGCAGCUAAAUGUACAAUUGAACAAAAACAACGAGACGAAGCGCGUCUUAGAAAAGAAAAUAGUAUUAAUUGGCAAACGAAGUUGUUUAAAGAAACUAAAGACGGUGGAUGGGUAUAUGUAAAACCUCUUGCAGACAGAUUACAUCCUUCUCUCGAUCAAGCGAGUGCAACGUAAAUAAAAUGUUAUUUUGCCGCAGUCUUAGACAUUGCACAGCACUAGAAAUUUAAGGCCUAAGUAAGGCAUGACUUAUAAUAUUAAUUUAUACAAUACAUUUUAAUGCUUUUCAAGACACCAUUUUAAGAAUAAUGACUCUACUAUUGGAACGAAGAAAACUAAAAAGAUCAAAUUUUUUCCUGUAAAAUGUUGCUUUUCAUAUAAACCUGAUCGAGUACAAUAGCAACUGUUAAAAUGGUAUACAAUGUUAAGAUUUCAUUCAAUGAUAUACAAGUAUUUUGAUAGCUGGCAAAUUAUUUUUUAUAACACAUAGCUACCAAUAGCCACGAUAUUAAAGAGAAAAGUCAUUAUAGUAUCGUGUCAUGUAUUAUAUGUAGACAUAGGUCUGCAAAGCUUAUAUAUAUUAUUAUUAAACUGUUAUAUAGAUAUGUCACUGAUAUUCUUGACAGUACGAUCUUUGCUAAUAAAAGAUGAAAUGUAAUUUAGUAUAAUAUACGGUGGAAUGAAUAAAAAAUAGUAAUAAGACGGAUAUAAAAGCAUAUCUUACUGGGUACAAAAAUUCAAUCGAAGAACAAAACACUUUCGUGAAUUAAUUAUUGCGUUUAAUUCCAUUCCUAUAGUAAACGUCCUUAGAAUGUCAUUAGCUAAAAACACAAUACUAUAGUAGAAUCCAAUUACUUUCUUACUGAAAAAUCACUUUGAUGCAAACAAUUUCCAAAACUAUACGUUUAUUUUUUAGUAGUUAUAAGUGUUAUUUAAAUUUGUUUUAAAAAACUUUUUGACAACCAUUUCUAGAAUAAGAAAAACACGUAUCUGAAAUAACUUUGUUAAUAAGUAAUUUGCGAAAAGAAUAGUUGCAUUCGUAAUUGUGAAAACAAUACAUAUUGCGUACAUUGUGUGCGCGUAUUCAUAUAAAGUUUACUUAACCGGUAUUGGAUUUAAACAAGCAUUUAGACAAUGUAAAUACAUAUAAAAAUAUUUCUUGUAGUUUUUUGUGUACUUUUUUUCAUAACUGUACAUACAUUAAUUUUCA
Molecule: messenger RNA, 3276 nt
Organism: Colletes gigas
Lineage: Eukaryota; Metazoa; Arthropoda; Insecta; Hymenoptera; Colletidae
Product: oxysterol-binding protein-related protein 9
Exons: 13
Coding region: 114-2243 (709 amino acids)
Cellular component (GO): membrane; cytosol; intracellular membrane-bounded organelle
Molecular function (GO): sterol binding
Source: RefSeq, a predicted model, not a curated record